AUGGCAGUAAAGGUACAGGCAGUCAUAGCAGCCUGGAAGAGCUUCGAGUUGCACAGUGUACAGAGGGAACUGGAUGAGACAGCCUCAGAGCUUGCUACUCGUCAAGAUGAGUCAGAGCACUCCCGAAAGAAGCUGGUAGAAUCUCCAGGGAGUUCAAGAAGAACUCCCCAGAGGAUGUACGAAAUUUGUGGAGACUGCAUUUUGAAUGUUUAUAAGAAGGUGAUCGAUAUUAGUGAUCCACUUCCCACCCUUGAGUACUGUGUUGGCCUUGAGAAAAAGAUAGGCCGUCUUGCUGACCUCGAAAUUGAAAACAAGAAUCUGAGAGAAACUCUGCGUGAAUAUAAUGAAGAGUUCAAAGAAGUGAGAAACCAAGAUGUAACCAUCAAAGCACUCAAGGAGAAGAUAAAGAAUUAUGAAGAUCUUAUGGAUAACAAUGUGCAGACCAAGAUUAAGGAGAUGGAAAGAGAGCUUUCACGUCAGUAUGCUGAGAAGGAGAGGCUGCUAGAGGAGACACAAGAAUCUGUAAUGAGGAGGCUGCAGGAUGCCGAAUCAAGAGCCCAGACUCUCCAGUCCACCCUGGACCAGACCCAAUCAGAACUGUUUGAGCUGAAGAGCAAGUCUGAAGAGUCAAAUUUUGCCCGGUCAGAUGAAAUUAACAUCCUGUUGAAUGAUCUUGAGCGGGCAAAUCAGAGAGCCACCAUAGCUGAAAGAGAAUCUGCACAGCUCAAGGAACAGCUUCAGAAGACCUUAGCAAGAUCAUCUCUUGAGAUAGAAUUGGCAUCUAAGGACAAGGAAAUAUCCCAAUUGGUAGAAGAUAUCAAACAGCUGCAGAAUUCCCUCAAUCUUCUUAGGGAAAGUUCCUCUAGCCAAAUUCGGGCCCUUGAAGAAAAUCAGGAAAGUAAUACUCAUACCAUUGCUACCUUGGAAGCCAAAGUUCAGCAGCAAAGGGAUUAUGAUGAAAUCAAAAGGGAACUGAGUAUCAUGAAGUCUGUUGAAUUUAGUUCCAUUUCUAAGGAUGGCGGAGAAGAGAGCAGUUUUGAAAGCUCCUCUAAACCACUAGAAGUGCUCCUCUUAGAGAAGACAAAGACCCUUUCCUCUUUGUACCGUGGUGAAGGUGAAGGUUCUUCAGUGCCAGAAAUAGUAGCCGAGGCAGUUAGGGCUUCUACAAGUAGCACCCCUCCUCUCGGUACCCCUCAGUCUUCAAGGGAGCGUUUCCGUCAACGUAAUGAGGAGUUAGAAGCUGAACUGACUGGAAAAAGUCAGCAAGUAGUACUUCUUCAAAAUGAAUUGGAUAAUCUUCGUGCUGAUAACCUGAAACUAUAUGAAAAGAUUAGAUUUCUCCAGUCUUACCAAGGGCGACAAAGCAGUGAAGAUUCUGCAGCAGAAUCACGAUAUAGUAGCCAGUACGAAGAGGCACUAGAUCCCUUCUCGUCAUUCUCGCAGUCAUGUAAGCGUGAUUUUGCUUCUGACUGUGCUCAGAAAUUUGCAGAGCAUAUGAAUCAGGUUCAUGGUCAUAGUGAUUUCCAUGACUUUAACCAGUAG
Molecule: messenger RNA, 1542 nt
Organism: Penaeus vannamei (Pacific white shrimp)
Lineage: Eukaryota; Metazoa; Arthropoda; Malacostraca; Decapoda; Penaeidae
Source: RefSeq, a predicted model, not a curated record